Molecule: messenger RNA, 1990 nt
Organism: Durio zibethinus
Lineage: Eukaryota; Viridiplantae; Streptophyta; Magnoliopsida; Malvales; Malvaceae
Product: putative pectinesterase/pectinesterase inhibitor 7
Biological process (GO): cell wall modification
Molecular function (GO): enzyme inhibitor activity; pectinesterase activity
Source: RefSeq, a predicted model, not a curated record
UAAAAUACGCUAACACAAAAGCCAUAAAUUGCUAAAAUAUUGCAUGAUAUAUAGAAAUAGAAUCAUCCUACUUUCUCCACCUUCAAGUACAUCUAAUCCACGAACGCAAAUUCUCCAUAAUCAGCUCAGCUCUCCUUUGUUAAAGAAAUCGAAAGCUAUGGCUUCCAAGCUUUGCUCUCUUCUAACAAUAUCUCUGUUCGUUCUGCUUCCUUUCUUCAUAUCUCCUUCUCUUGCAGAUGCUCCACCAUCUGAUCCUGUCUCACCAGGAACAAUUUGCAAGUCCACCCCUGACCCUUCUUAUUGCAGAUCUGUGCUUCCUAAUCAAACCACCAAUGUCUACAGCUAUGGUCGAUUCUCCGUUCGCAAAUCUCUGUCACAGUCCCAAAAAUUCCUCAAAUUAGUUGAGAAAUAUCUAAAACAAUACCGAUCCUCAUUAUCAACAACCGCAAUUCGUGCUUUAGAGGAUUGCCGCUUUCUAGCUGGCUUGAACAUGGAUUUCCUGUUGAGCACCUUUAAAACUGUCAAUGCCACUAGUAAAACUCUGUCCCCUGUCGAAGCUGAUGACAUACAAAGCUUUCUUAGUGCUAUUUUAACUAACCAGCAGACCUGUUUGGACAGCAUACAAUCCACUGCUUCAGCUUGGAGCAUAAGGAACGGCCUCUCGGUUCCUCUGUCAGAUGACUCAAAACUCUACAGUGUUUCUCUGGCUCUUUUUACAAAAGGCUGGGUUCCUAAGAAUAAGAGAAAGGCAGCAUGGCAGCCUAGGAGCAAGCAGCUAGGUUUCAAACAUGGACGUUUGCUUCUGAAAAUGUCUAGCCAAACUCGCUCAAUUUAUGAGACCGUAAGCAGAAGAAAGCUUCUUCAGACGAGUGAUCCUGAUGAGGUCUUGGUGAGUGACAUUGUGACGGUGAGUCAGGACGGAAGCGGAAAUUUCACUACCAUUAACGAUGCUAUCUCAGCAGCUCCAAACAACACCAAUGGUGUAAAUGGUUACUUCUUGAUUUACAUCACUGCUGGUGUUUAUCAAGAGUAUAUUUCCGUUGCUAAGAACAAAAAAUACUUGAUGAUGAUCGGUGACGGUAUCAAUCGGACAAUUAUCACGGGAAACCGUAGCUUUGUUGAUGGUUGGACAACAUUUAACUCCGCAACUUUUGCUGUAGUGGCUCCAAAUUUUGUUGCGGUAAACAUAACUUUCCAGAACACAGCUGGAGCAAUCAAGCACCAGGCAGUCGCAGUUCGAAAUGGGGCUGAUUUGUCAGCAUUCUAUAGCUGCAGCUUCGAAGGAUACCAAGAUACUUUGUAUGCUCAUUCCUUAAGGCAGUUCUAUAGAGAAUGUGAUAUCUAUGGAACUGUUGAUUUUAUAUUUGGAAACGCUGCGGUUGUUUUCCAGAACUGCAACAUAUUUCCUACACGGCCAAUGAGUGGACAAUUCAAUGCCAUCACUGCACAAGGCCGGACUGAUCCUAACCAGAACACGGGCAUAUCAAUUCAUGAAUGCAAUAUCAUGGCUGCUGAUGAUCUGGCCUCGAGCAAUACCACCUUCAGUACGUAUCUAGGGAGACCAUGGAAGGAGUAUUCGAGGACUGUAUAUAUGCAAAAUUUCAUAGGAAGUUUGAUUGAUCCUGCUGGUUGGAGAGCAUGGGAUGGAGACUUUGCCCUGAGUACAUUAUACUAUGCAGAGUAUGGCAAUAGUGGACCUGGAUCAAACACUUCCAGUAGGGUCACAUGGUCUGGUUACCAUGUGAUUAAUGCUACCGAUGCUGCUAAUUUCACUGUGUCCGGCUUCUUGCUGGGAGAAGACUGGUUACCAGUUACGGGAGUGCCUUACACUGCAAGCUUAAUAUGAGCAACUAAUUUGUCAGAUGAAAUUAUGCAUUCUUUCAAUUUUUUUGGUCAUUAUAUUUAUGAUGUAUAAUAAGCGUGAAAAUACCUGAGCUAUUCAAGUGUACGGCUUGGUAUUAAUUGGAAAUCAAAUGUUAAUUGAUACUAA